Paramisgurnus dabryanus is the source of this 3168-nucleotide messenger RNA. Lineage: Eukaryota; Metazoa; Chordata; Actinopteri; Cypriniformes; Cobitidae. The record is from RefSeq and is a predicted model, not a curated record.
UUUAUUGCCUCCUGACUGCUCAGCUGAACCAAACCAAGAAGUGAAUGAUUCUGUCCAUCAUGGGGAUAGACGAGAAAAAGUUUUGUUUCUGUGCACAGAUUUUGAUGUUAAUCCUGUUAGCAUGCACUUCCUCAGUUCAGUCCGAAUCCCUGUUUUGCCCUACAUCUUCCCCCUCACCCCAAACACCGACUUCUGUUCAUUUUCUGAGGCCUGCUGAUGUGUCUGUGAUAUCUGCUUUUGUUUUGUCUGAUGGGGAAAGAUCUGAUGAAAUUAAUGCCUUGAACAUGCUGUCAGAAAUUUUCCUCACCUUUAACCCUGAUGUGUUGUCUUUUGUACCUGAGCAGAGGAGCAUCAUGGAUCAAGCGGAGAGCAUCACACAGUCCCUCAGCUCCACUCAGUGGAAGCUGCUUUUGUUUUUUGUACCGGUUGAUGAGCCGUGUGCAUGUGAAGGCCAGGACGUCAGUGCAACUCUCAAUGAAACUCUGAUCCGAGUGGAGCAUGAACUAAGCAACCUUCACCAGCAGUUGACACACACACUCGUUCAUGUUGUCGUUUGGGGUCGACUGCCAACUUCAAAUUCUCCUAGCCGAGUUUGUCAGUGCCAGUGUAAGGAGGAAUACAGUACAAGCAGACGCAGACUGAACACACUGAUCCUCAUGGGUUCAGUGCAGGAAUAUCUCAGUGCUGUUUUAAAGUUCCAUGGUUGGUUUAGCGAACUGGAAGAUUUCAGUGUGAUGCUUCAAUCCACCCCAGUGCAUACUGAUCUGUCAACUUCAAUGAAAGCCGCUACACCUGUCUACUCACACGACGUCAGCAAACAGGCUUUACAACUGUGGCUAAAUUUGUUGCAGCCAGUGACAAGCAAGACUGAGAUGGAGGGGAGGGGCUACAUUCCAUGCCCUGCGGAGGAAAAGCCGUACUUGCGAACCCAACAAAACUCACCUGAACUAAAAACAGAUCUCCCCAUUCUAGACACGGUGAUGGGGACUGAGCUCCCCUGUAAGGACCGAUCUCCGUCUCCCACUGUCCCCACCUCAGUUCACUACCUGAGGCCAGCGGAUAUCAAAGUGGUGGCAGCGAUGGGAGAUUCAUUGAUCGCAGGUAAUGGGGUGGGUGCAGCAGAAAACGAUCUGCUGGGUGUGAUCACAGGUUACCGUGGCCUAUCGUUUAGCAUCGGUGGGGACAAGACCUUAUCAUCUGUGACAACUUUACCAAAUAUUUUGAAAGAGUUUAACCCUUUGCUUGUGGGCUAUUCACUGGGAGAAGGAGAUGAGAAUUCUGAACAAAGUUUUUUGAACCAAGCGGUAAAUGAAGCCGAUUCUGAUGAUCUGGUCAAUCAAGCUCAUGCUGUCAUUUCAAGAAUGAAAUCCGACUCCCGUAUUGAUUUCCAGAACGAUUGGAAGGUUAUCACGGUCUCUCUUGGAUCAGGGGAUAUGUGUGACUUCUGCUCUGAUACUGUAUAUUAUUCUCCUGAUAACCUUGGAAAGCGUCUACGUGAAGCGCUGGACAUAUUACACAGUGAGGUACCUCGUGCACUGGUCAAUCUGGUGGAGCUUCAAAACAUGAUUCCACUGCGUCACCUGCAUCAGGACCCCAGCAUCGGCUGUCCCACCUGGCUGUCCAAGAUGCUGUGCCCAUGUGUGCUUGAACCUGAAGAUGGGUCUCAUGAAUUCCAGAGGUUGGAGGAUUUCAAUAAAGCCUAUAAGCGUGCUAUGGUGCAGCUGGUUGAGUCGGGACGAUAUGAUACGCAUGAGAACUUCACCGUGGUUUUGCAGCCAUUCUUCAGAGAUGUGCCUCUCCCUUUGCUGGCGGAUGGAAGGCCUGACCGUUCCGAUUUCUCUCCGGACUGUUUUCAUCUCGGUCAAAAAGCUCACACUUUAAUGGCACAAGCUCUCUGGAACAACAUGCUGCAGCCCUUGGGUAAUAAAACCAUUUAUACACCUGAUGUCCCUUUGAUGUGCCCUGAUGAGUCCAUCCCCUUUUUAAGGACUUAUCUCAAUAGUUAUUACACAUACGAAACCCCGCCUCCCACUCCGUCACCGUCCACUAACUGGGGAAGUGAUUUCUACUGUGAGGACACAGCACCCUCUGAAAGUGUGCCAACAUCAGUUCACAGACUGCGCCCAGGUGACAUUAAAGUAGUCGCAGCUUUGGGAGAUUCAAUCACUGUCGGCUUAGGUGCAAAGGCUAAAAACCUUGUGCAGUUAUUCAGUGAGGAGCGAGGGGUUUCCUGGAGCAUUGGUGGAGAUGAAACAUUGGAAAUGGUUACCACAUUGCCAAACAUCCUUAAGAAGUUCAAUCCAAAUGUUUUCGGCUUCUCAAAGGGAACAAAUGAGCAAACAAAAGGCUUCAAUAUGGCAGUGUCAGGAGCCCAAGCACGCAACAUACCAGAGCAAGUGAAGGAUCUCAUCACAGCUUUAAGCAGUAGUGAUAAAGUGAACUUUGAAGAGGAUUGGAAGCUGGUGACACUGUUUAUUGGGGCAAAUGACCUUUGCCUGCACUGUCAUGACCCGGAUUCUCUGUCUCCUCAGAAGUACAUUGGUCACAUCACUGAAAGUCUAGACAUGUUAUACAAUGAGGUUCCUAGAGUGCUGGUUAAUCUUGUGGAAAUCCCUGAGCUGAAGGAUGUUCGUUUGAUUAACGGAGACACAUUGGGAUGCAGCCUCGUGCACGAGAGCAUGUGUCCAUGUUUUCUGGACCCGGAAGAGAAGUCUCCAGAACUGCGAGAAAUUAAGAAAAUCAACAGGGACUUCCAGAUGGAGACUGAAAGGCUGGUGUAUGGGGGUCGGUAUGAUGGACGAGAGGACUUUGCAGUGGUGUUGCAGCCCUUCUCCAAAAACAGUGUUGCAGUGACUGAGGAUGGCACACCUGACCUAAACCUCUUCUCUGUGGACUGUGCUCAUUUCUCUGAACGUGCACAUGCUGAAAUUGCCAUUGGACUCUGGAACAACAUGUUGGAGCCUGAGGGAAGUAAACUAACCUCCCUUAAUUACACACACGACCGCAGUAAGAUCCAUUGUCCCACAAAGGAGCAUCCUUUCAUCUUUACAACAUUAAACAGUGUGAGCCGCGAAUCUGGAGUAUCGACCACUGCCGUCCCCAAAACAAAGGCACCCCGGCCCUUCUUUGUAAAAAUAAAAGGUUAACUUAAACUUUCAAGGCUUUUGU